Messenger RNA from Cuscuta europaea, 865 nucleotides. The record is from the annotation of a GenBank genome assembly. NCBI's taxonomy places the organism in Eukaryota, Viridiplantae, Streptophyta, Magnoliopsida, Solanales, Convolvulaceae.
GGAAAGAACAAACAUCUGUUUGAUCAUUUAACCGUUGAAAUGGUGAUAAUCAAUGGUGUAGAGUGUGAACGUAUUAAUGUCAUUCGCCCUUCAAUUUACAAUCCAGGCGAUUUUUCUUUCACUAUGUAUAAUCUAGCUGGUUAUAAAGGAAAGGACAUUGAAUUUGAAUGGUCAAAUAAUUCCCUAAAGAUAACAGGAUGGUCUAUAAGCAGCCGGACCUGGUUUAAGGACCGUAUACCCCUGCCUUCCAACAUUAUGAGAAUGGGCCUCAUCAAAUUAAUGUUUGACGAAGAACGAGGUAUCCUUUAUGUCAAGUUUUCAGAACAUGCGAUUGACAAAAUUGAUCCGACAAGAACCGUAUCGGUUCAAGAACUACUAGACCAGCAAAGCCCAUCAUCAAGCGGCGGCAUAAAAGAUUCAUCACCAAGCAACCGUACAAAGGGCGGCGGCGGCGCAACACGAAAGCGCAUAAAAGAGGCGGAGCUUACAUGGCAAGAAGAUGACGAAAUAUCAUCGUCAUGGCAGAUCGUUGAGAAGCUGAAAAUGGGCUUGAAGAUUAUUCUAGUCGUUAUUGUGAGUCUUGGUUUAUUUAGACUGAUUGAAAUACAAAAAAGCAUCAACCAAUAAUUUAAACAAAUCCUCACUUGUUAAUAUUGUAAGCAUAUAUGCUUACGAAAUGAAAUGUUAUACGGAGUAUUAUGUUACGUUUUUUCUUUUUAUCCUCCAAAAUGUGAAUAACUUGCACGAAGUAGUAAAUGGUUCGCAAACAAGUCUGCAACAAAAAGGCAAAAAACUAUGUAGAUCAGAGCUUUGUUAAAGUUCGACAUGAUCGAGAAAUAUAUACAUUAUAUUGUGUACCAAUUUA